Macadamia integrifolia is the source of this 509-nucleotide messenger RNA. RefSeq lists its product as uncharacterized. The coding region runs from base 1 to 327 and encodes 108 amino acids. Lineage: Eukaryota; Viridiplantae; Streptophyta; Magnoliopsida; Proteales; Proteaceae. The transcript has a single exon. The record is from RefSeq and is a predicted model, not a curated record.
AUGCAGCGGCCGCUGCUACUCUACGCAGCGACGUGGACGGUGAUGUUGACGGCGACGGUGGCGCUGGUAUCCUUUUCCCCUGAGAUGGCCUUCGUGUCGGCAAUAUCUCCGUCAUCGUCCUUCUCUCGAGCGUGUGAUAGUCAGGGUCAGGUAGGCAGAGUGAGAGUGCCGUUAGAUGUGCCUGGAGAGGUGGUGUGUUUGCCGGCACACCUCUUCAGUAAGAUGACAUUUUUGGAUUUCCUUGUUCCUCCUGUCUUUGCAGCCAUUGCUGUUGCUGCUUCCGCUUGCUUCGUUCGAGCCUUGGCCUUGUGGGAAGAAGCCGAUUGAUAUCACUUGAGAAAGAGGUCCCCUCUUCCUUCUUCUAAUAAGUUCCAAUGUGAGAUUAUAAGGCAAAGGCACUGGGUACCUUUUUCUGUUCCAUCGAGGGAAAAAUGCCGACAAUCAAUCGAAACACACUGAAGAAUCUCAAAUUUUUUUUUUUUUAAUCAAUGAUCCAUUGGUUAACUAGG